Papaver somniferum (opium poppy) is the source of this 585-nucleotide messenger RNA. RefSeq lists its product as uncharacterized. NCBI's taxonomy places the organism in Eukaryota, Viridiplantae, Streptophyta, Magnoliopsida, Ranunculales, Papaveraceae. The transcript has 2 exons. The record is from RefSeq and is a predicted model, not a curated record. Bases 1 to 585 code for a protein of 194 amino acids. Gene Ontology annotation, molecular function: DNA binding.
AUGGGUGGUAAGACAACUUCUGACAUUUGGAAGCAUUUCACUAAGAAGAAUGUUCAAGAAAAUGAUUGUAAUUACUGCAACAAGACAAUAAAGGAUCAUACUGGAAUGAAUGGUACAAGUGGAAUGUGGAAGCACUUUAACAGAUGCAAGAAGAAUCCUAACAAGCCAAAGCCAAAAGGACAAAAAACUUUGACAUUAAAACCUGCAACACUGGGUGAGGAAGAAGAUGAGAAAGAUAAAUUUAAAAAUUACUUCAAGUCAAGCAAGCAGAGGGCUAGUUUGAAAACAGACACAUGGACUUCACCAAAUAAUUUCAACUACAUCUGUGUAACAGUGCACUUUAUUGAUCAACACUUGAAGUUAGAAAAUAGAAUUAUUAUAUUUUGUGAGGUUAGUGGUCACAAAGGAAUUUAUAUUGGUGAGAUGUUGGAGAAGUGCUUGUCAGAUUGGGGGCUUAAAGAUGUUUUUUCUGUCACUUUGGAUAAUGCUAGUGCCAACAAGGUAGAAAAUGAUUAUUUGACCACUAGUAUUGUUUCAAUGACAAGGUUAGAAAAAAUAUCUAAGUACUUGCAUGUAAGUAUAUGA